This is a messenger RNA of Ascochyta rabiei, 2250 nucleotides long. RefSeq names its product Nuclear actin-protein involved in chromatin remodeling. Lineage: Eukaryota; Fungi; Ascomycota; Dothideomycetes; Pleosporales; Didymellaceae. Bases 1 to 2250 code for a protein of 749 amino acids. The record is from RefSeq and is a predicted model, not a curated record. The transcript is spliced from 3 exons. Gene Ontology annotation, biological process: regulation of DNA-templated transcription. Gene Ontology annotation, cellular component: Ino80 complex; cytoplasm.
AUGGCUCCGUCCGCGACCAGCGAUGCGCCCGUUGCCGCAGGGCGCAACUCCCCCAAGCCUCCGCCAGCGCGGGUCUGGAGCGUGAGCGAGCCGCCGUUCGAGGGCUACAGGCCUGUCGACAACGAGGGAUAUUCGCGCAGCAACCACGAAACGGCCAUCAUCAUCGACAACGGGUCGUCAGCAGUUCGCGCAGGAUGGUCUUUCGAUUCCAAGCCGCGUCUUUCAGUGCUUCCGAACAUGGCGCGCUACAGAGACCGCAAGCUCAACCGCACAUUCUCCUUCAUUGGCGCAGACGUCUAUUCGGACGGCACGGCGCGCGGGCAGUCGAAGCCCAUCUACGAGCCGGGCAGCAACAUAAUAAACAACUGGGACGCCAUGGAGGGCGUGCUGGACUACUGCUUCGUCAAGAUGGGUAUCGACGGCAGGUCGGGGAGUAUAGACAGGCCCAUUGUCAUGACUGAGCCUGUCGCAAACUUGGCCUACACAAGAAAGACCAUGUCUGAAAUCCUGUUCGAGUGCUACGGCGCGCCCUCGGUGGCAUACGGCGUGGACUCGCUGUUCUCCUACUCAUACAACGGAGGACGCAGCGGCUUAGUCGUCGACUCAUCAUACACAUCAACCCACUUAAUCCCCGUCGUCGAUGCUAAACCACUCCUCUCGCAAGCCACACGACUCAACUGGGGGCGCUUUCAGUCUGCGCAAUACCUGCUCAAGUUGCUGAGACUCAAAUACCCUUCAUUCCCCGGCAAGAUCAGCGAUACACAAGCAGAAGACCUAGUCAGAGAGCACUGCUAUGUUUCACGAAACUACGAGGACGAGCUUAGCCACUAUCUGGACUGGACAGGGUUAGAAGACAGGAAUCACGUCAUACAAGCCCCAUACACAGAACAGAUUGUAGUUCAGAAGACAGAGGAGGAGCUGGCGGCAGCCGCAGAGAAGCGGAAGGAGAGCGGGCGACGCUUGCAGGCUCAAGCCGCCAAGAUGCGUCUCGACAAGCUGAAGAAGAAAGAGGAGGAAUUCGAAUACUACGUACAACUCCAGGGUCAAUUGCAAGAGAUCACCACGAAGAAGGAGAAAGCACGGGUACUUGAGUCCAAUGACUUUGAUGAUGAGGGCCAGCUUGACAAAAGGGUCAAGGAGCUGGAGAAAUCGAUCAAGAAGACACGGAACAAGGAUCUUGGUGACGAUGCCGAGGAAGAGCAGCAAGAAGAGCCCACCUUUCCUCUCCUCGAAGUUCCGGACGACCAGCUUGAUGAAGAAGGUAUAAAGCAAAAGCGUCAGCAACGCCUGAUGAAGUCCAACUACGAUGCGCGCCUUCGUGCGCGAGUAGAGAAGGAAAAGGAAAAGGCCCGUCAAGCAGAGGAACAACGGCUCGACGACGAGCGAAGAGAGACGGACCCAGAUGGUUGGAUUGGCGAACGCCGAAUCGCCCGUCAGGCCAUUGUUCAGAAAAUCAAGGAUCGUGAGCGCCUCAAGGCCGAGCUGGGGAACCGCAAGUCGCACGCCAACCAGAUGCGUAUGAAGUCAAUCGCAAAUCUAGCUUCCGACGCGCCCUCCAAAAAGCGUCGCCGUGGAGGAGGAGACGACGAUACGUUUGGUGCCGACGACGCAGAUUGGGGUGUUUACCGCACAAUUGCAACAGGCGAAGGCUCCGACGACGAAGAGGAAGAGGAUCUUUCAAAGUCUCUCAAAGACAUCGAAGCCCAGCUACUUCUCCAUGAUCCGAACUUCACCGAAGACUCAACAAGAGAAGCGCAGACGGACUGGACCAAGAGCGUGCUGCAUGCCUUCUUCCACGGCCCCUACCCAUUCGAUCCGGAGUCCCAACGUGAAGCGCACCAGUUACAUCUCAACGUCGAGCGUAUCCGCGUCCCUGAAGUCGUUUUCCAGCCCUCCAUCGCCGGAUUAGACCAGGCAGGUAUUGUCGAAAUUGCGUCCACAAUCCUUACCGAGCGACUCGCGAACAAUGCACGUCGCGAUGACGUCCUGCAAGACAUCUUCCUGACUGGGGGCAACACUCUGUUUCAGGGCUUCGAAGAGAGGCUCAGGGACGAGCUGAGGGCUGUGCUGCCUGCUGAGCAAAGUAUACAGGUCAGGAGGGCGAAGGACUGCGUACUAGACAGCUGGCGAGGCGCGGCUCAGUGGGGAGGCAAGAAAGAGAAUCGACGCAACUUCAUCACAAAAGCGGAGUGGGCGGAGAAGGGUGGCGAGUACAUAAAGGAACAUGACUUGGGCAAUGCUCUUGGGUGA